AUGUCGUUUAAAUAUUUAGUUAUUACGUGUUUUUGCUGUUUUACAUCUCCAGUUUUUGCGGGAAGAAGUGGGGGUUAUUCGGGUACUAGAACCCAUCAUUUUCCAAGCAAUCCUCAUCCACACCCGACUCAAACUCAUACUUAUCCUCACGCAUCUCAAACUCAUACUUACCCUCAAGCUCCAGGACUUUCUGGGAACACAGGUUCUCAUGGCUUUAGACCCACUCACAGUAAUGAAGUACAUCAUCAUUACCACUAUAGCCCUCCACAGCACAUAAGCUACGGAUCUUCUCAGCAUCCAGUUUAUCAAGGACAACCUCCAAUAUACGUUUACCAAUAUAGGGAUUCGGGAAGUCGCUUCGAUACACUACUUACGGGACUCGCAUUAUACAAUUUAGGCAGAAUGUCUGCCAAUCAUGACAACUAUCAUAAUAGAGAUUACAAUAGAGAGUAUAGGGGAAAUCCCGGUGAGAUAUGCAAGCUUGCAAUAAGCAAAACAAACGGUGAAUACGAGGAAACUAGAAUUGAAUGUAAGUUGAUGUCAAGUUUUAUUUGGGAAGUUGAUAGCGACAAAAAAGGGGUGUUAAUGGAUGCCGGAACGAGUAAUGUUGUAACAAAAACUGUUACUUCAGUGCAAAAUGUAACUAAAGAUGGCAAUUCUAGUACAACAGUGACGAGUACUACAGUGGUCGAUGCUCUUCAGGUUAAAGGACCUUCUAUAAGAGUGGAAUCAGGAAUGACAUGUUUCAUGAUACGUGUUUCGAGAGAUUCGUCGCAGUUAAAAAGGAAAGUGGACUGCAAGCUUUUACAGGAAUAUGCUACAAGAUCUUUACAAUAUAGCGGAUGUUCGCAAGUUUUGUCAAGGAUGCUUGUUAUUAUUUCUACUGUAAUAACUGUGUUAUGUUUUGUG
Messenger RNA from Brenthis ino (lesser marbled fritillary), 909 nucleotides. The record is from the annotation of a GenBank genome assembly. Lineage: Eukaryota; Metazoa; Arthropoda; Insecta; Lepidoptera; Nymphalidae.